Molecule: messenger RNA, 3427 nt
Organism: Physcomitrium patens
Lineage: Eukaryota; Viridiplantae; Streptophyta; Bryopsida; Funariales; Funariaceae
Product: wall-associated receptor kinase-like 14
Biological process (GO): protein phosphorylation
Molecular function (GO): protein kinase activity; polysaccharide binding; ATP binding
Source: RefSeq, a predicted model, not a curated record
CAGACUGCGGGACGGGGGUGCCGUCCACCAUGGCCAGAUUCUGGAGUAAGAGGAAGGGAAGGGGAAGCAGAAGAGCGAGAGACCCCGAACCACCAUAGUGAGGGAUAGAUUGCACACUCGGAACACACCGCGGCACGGGUGCGACGGGGUUGUAAGACCAGGUUUAGGAGCACCCUUGGAGGAUGAGCCUCGAGUGCGGUCUCCUCGGAGUUUCUGAACGCUGCAAAACCGUGUCGCACAGGGAGUCCGGUGAUUCUCUAAGUUCGACUUUUUUGUCCGAGAAAGGGUUGCUACGGGGACUGUUGGGUAGAAGAAAACUAGCACUGCGUUUGGGGAGUCGAGUGUGCGAUUGCGGGGAUCCACUGAUGGUCGUGGUUUUUAGGGUGUGGUGAAUUUUGAGGGAUUCGUCGUAGGCUUGACAUUUUGUUUUGGUUCUUUAGGGGGGGAGGUUGUGGUGCUAGGGUAAGGCCAGGUGGGUUGUAAGAUUGAGGUGAGAGGUAGUAGAAAGUAGCUUCCGUGCUGCGGUGUAGAGAUUGCGCCUGUCUUCAAGGUUAUUCUGGGGUUUAUUGCACUGCGUGGGUGUUUGUAAGUGCUUCCUUGUGUGGAGGUUUUAUCGAUAUUUCUAGUGCUUGCUACUGGGCCUGUAGCGGUGGGUGGGAGUUUCUUUCGCAUGAAAUUGUUUUGGUGAUCUGAUUCGUCGGUGUAAUUCUAAGUACUGUGUUCUUUGAGCGGUCGCGUUUUGGUUUGUGUCAGUCCUCAAGUAGUUGGCUAUAUCCAACCUUGGUCAGUGCACUUGCAAGGCAUGACCGAGAGUAUGAACUUGAGGUUGAUUUAUCUUCCACGUCUUGGGAUAUUGUGAGUGGAUUACAUUGUGUAGGACUGAAUUGCCUGCCGUUACGGUAUGUAGGAUAAGGAACUUGUUUUGAAGUAUUAAAGUAGGUUGCUUUUUUUUCUGUGUUAUUUGAAGCAUCGGUAUUUUUGUUGGACGAAGCCCAUGCCGUGGCUGGAGAGUGCAAGUUUAACAUAAUUCAUAAUGGCUACGUUUGCCGUGAAGUCCGCGUGUGCUUUAGUCAUCAUGCAUAUUAUGAUCAGGGUAUGCCAUGCGGCAUCUCCAAAUAAUACUUGUAAACCGAAAUGUGGCGAAACGGAGGUCAGGUACCCAUUUUCCUUGCAAAACUAUGCCCUUGGACAGUGUGUUACAGAGUACCCCGAUCUCGGAUUUCAGUGCUUGUAUCGGAAGUUAUACCUUAACUUGAGCGCCUCUCCCACUUUCACGUACGAGGUUCAGAACAUAGAUUAUAAGAACCAGAUUCUUUCAAUAGUACCAUAUGGAAAUAAUGCAAUAUGUUCUGACUUUACGAGUAAUAUAUUUGGAACCCUGACCAUCACAAAUACCACCACACUACUUCUGGACUGCGGAGUCCGUAUACAAGAAGACUGCACCUCCCUAGACACGAUUGUUAACUACGACGAUAUCUGUAAUCGCAAUGGUACGGGUGUGAGUUCCCAGGGAGGUGCAAAUCGGUGGGCUUGCCCGAUGAGGUAUCUGAAUUUCGCCGAUUCGCGUUACAAUCAGUGCCACCUGUUUGAGAGAGCCCCGACCGAACUCCUAAGCGGUCAAAACAAGACUGUUACCGUGGAGCUUCAAUUCGAAGUAAAAAAUAUAUCAACCCUCGAUACAUCUCCUUCACCACAGCCAGCGGCAUCACCUGAAGCUACACCUUCAGCAGAUAUGAUGAGACGGAACCUGUAUAUCAUCCUUGGUAUUGUUGCUGGGUUUACAGCAGCAGUCUUAAUCUUCCUAAUCGCCCUACUGUACUGUUGCCGACUGUCACGGCGCGGCCCGAGUGAUUUGAUGAAGUAUGAUGGUGGUGACAAGAAAGAGUUUGCUAAGAUUCGAUCGAGUGGCUCAGGCCAUCUCACAACACUUUUUACCUACAAGGAGCUUGAUCAUGCCACACAAAGUUUCAGUACGAAGCAUGAACUGGGAGGGGGAGGUUUCGGGACGGUGUAUAAAGGAAAACUCUCGGAUGGAAGAUUGGUUGCUGUGAAGAAGCUCAAUCAAGGUGGAAAUCAAGGCAUACAACAAUUUCACAAUGAAGUUGAUGUUCUCUCUAAAGUGCGACAUCCGCACUUGGUUCAGUUACUUGGUUGUUGUAUGGAGCGGCCCCUUCUUGUUUAUGAGUAUGUACCAAACGGGUCAAUUUCAAACCAUCUCCAUGCCGGGUGCAAGGCACCGUUACCUUGGAAGACAAGGUUAGAGAUUGCUGUACAGACAGCAGAAGCACUUGCUUAUCUUCACUUUUUAGUAGACCCGCCUAUCUUUCAUAGAGAUGUGAAGACAACUAAUAUCCUCCUUGAUCAGGACUUCAAGGCUAAAAUUGCUGAUUUUGGUCUUUCGAGGUUGGUUGUGAACACGGAAAAUACCCAUAUCUCCACCGCACCACAAGGUACCCCUGGUUAUCUUGACCCAGAUUAUCACGAGUCUUAUGUCCUUUCUGACAAGAGUGAUGUCUAUAGUUUUGGAGUAGUGUUGAUGGAGCUCGUGACUGCCAAGAAAGCGGUGGAUAUGACCCGGGAGCGCAAGGAAAUCAACCUAGCAUCUCUAGCUGUGGCUAAAAUUCAAUCCGGGUGUUUACACGAGAUCCUGGAUCCAGACUUGACUGUUUUGUUCUAUGAUUAUCCUAUGGCGCAAGUUAUGGUUGAGCAAGUUGCUGAGCUUGCUUUUCGUUGUCUAGCAUCUGAGAAAGAUGAUCGACCGUCUAUGAAAGAAGUGCUAACAGAUUUACUGCGAAUACAAGCUAUUGGUUUUAGAAGAUCUUCAGGAAUGGAGCCUUCCCUCGAUAACAAAGACUCCGCAAAGCCUCUUCUAAACAAAAACGGUGGGUGCCCAGCAUCCCCUACCUCUGUGCAAGAUGUGUGGGUGAGCAACACAACCUCACCUGCUGAUAGUGUAGCAGAAAUGGUUUAGAUAAAAAUUUACAGUGAUGAAGUGUGUAAAUAGAAUGUUUUUACUCAUUGCUACAGGAGCUGCCUAAAUUUGUGUACUUGCUGUAGCGUCGUGAACGCAUUCAUCUCCUGAAUUUCGUGUGCGUUUCUAGAGUUCUACAGGGCACCUAGAGGGAGAGAGAUAAGAAAUCAACAUGCGUAAUCACUGUAACAGUUAGCAGGGAUUUAAAUCUAGGAAAACCUUCGCGGUGCACGUAGCUCAUUACAUUUUUAGACCUGGUUGGGUUUCCCUAGGUCAUUUCAGAACGUAAAUUUUUUUUCACUGUAGUAUGACAUAACCUGGGCGAAAUUUUUAAUGGGUGUCCUUCGUCUGAGUAGACAGAAUUUUGUAUCUUCUCAUUAUGGUAUUUUCCCUUUUGUGAUUCGUUAAAUGGUUUCACUGUCCUUCAACUAAAAGAUUCACUGUAGUUCUUGACUA